AUGAAUAUCUUAAAUCAAAAAUAAGUACAGGAAGCAUCAGAAACAUUAUGCAAGAUUCAUAAUCAAGAAUUGAUUGGAGUCGAUUUAGAAUUAUCAGAUAAGGCACAAAUUUAAUUCUUUUGCGGUAAAUGCUUAGUUUAGAAAAUAAAUAAUAAUAAAGUGACCACUAUUGAGUAAUCAAAAGACAGAAUCUAAUAAUUUAAGGCAUAGUAAAAAGAUGUGAAAUCUAAAGAGAAUCAAGCAAGAAUAAACUAUUAUAAAAGUAUAUUAGACCAAAUUAUGGAUUUCAAAUAAUCAAUUGAUGAAUCUUUGGAGAAGAUGUAUAGAUAUAUAUAAUAAUAUAUAUUUCCAAUUUAAAAAGAAAAAUAAGAAUUAUUAGAAUAUGAAUAAUAAUUAAAUUACUUCAAAGAUAUAAAAUAAUUAUCUGAAUUAUAUUAGGAAUAAUAGAAAUCACCUAAAUUAAUAGAGGAUACUCAUUUUAUUAAUGAAAUUUAGAGAUAAUUUGAACUCUUAUUCAAUAGUUCUGAAUACUUUUAAACAAUAGAUACAUUUAAGAAUACAAAAGAAACAAUUAAAGAUAUUAUUGAAACUAAUGUAAUUGAAUUAAUUCCUUCUUUAAUUCCAAAAAAUGAAUCGGUAUAUUUAUUUAUUAUGAAUAGAAAACACCAAGCCUAAGUAGACUUUGUAGUAAUCAUAAAAAGGAAAUUAUUAUGAUUGAUAUGGACUCAUAGAAUAAGAAAAUUGAAGAUCGAUUUGUAUAUGUUGAUUGCAUAGCUGAAAAUCCAUAAAUCAAAUAUUAGACUAUUGAAAAUGUGAAUAAGUAAUGGAAGGAAUACAAUACUGAAACUGAAAGAGUAUUAAAAGAGUACAAAAAUGAAAGUAAAGAAAAAAAAUCUGAAUUAUUUAAUUAAUUAGCAUUAAUGAGGAAGAAUUACAAUAAGAAAUUGAAUGAAAUAACUGACAAACUUAUUGCAGAAUAGUUCUUAUGCUUUGAUAAGACUAAAUAAUCAAAUUAAAUAAAAAAAGUUUCAAUUUAAGCUUUAGGCGAUGAAUAAUUGUUGAAGGAUCUAAAGUAAUUAAUGGAAAAGGAAAAAACUCCAUAAAGUCAAAUAAUUACUUUAAAAAACAAAGACUCGAUUUUAAAAAAAGACAUUUAAUAUCAAUCAUUGCAAUAUAUAUGAUUAAUAAGAUAUUUAAUAAUCAUUAGAUAUACUGAAUGAUAUUCAAAGUAUAAAUUAAUUUAAUUUUUAUAGUUGAAAGCACUUUAAUUAUUCAAAUAACUGAUAUGAUAUAAGAAGUAUAAAAAUGUGCUUAAAAGGAUGAAAACUAUAAAAACCAAAUAAAUUUUAUCAAAGAAAUUUAAGAAUUGAUCGAUUAAGCUAAAAAAUAUCAGAAUCAAUUAAACAUAUUUGAUUAGACUAUUGAAGUUUAUUAAUAACAUGUUUAAAAGAUAGAAUACAUUCUAUAAAUAUAUAGCUUAAAUAAUAAGAUUAAGCAGUUAAAUCAGAAUCGGUAAAAUCCUAGUAUUCUAAAUUACAGAAUAUUUUGA
Messenger RNA from Paramecium sonneborni, 1549 nucleotides. NCBI's taxonomy places the organism in Eukaryota, Ciliophora, Oligohymenophorea, Peniculida, Parameciidae. The record is from the annotation of a GenBank genome assembly.